GUACAGGUCUAUUAGAAUCGAAUUAUUGAAACUAACUUCUCUUUCAGGCCUACCAAAUCUUUCUCUUUAAAAUAAAUGUAAGAUUAUUUCAUAAUAAUUUCACUAGUUUUGAAGACACAUUACCGAGUUUACCUUCUAUUUGCCUGUUGCGGGAAGUUGACAGAUCGUUCGGUGCAGUCGAGAUCUUGCAUAAUUAAACAGACUUGCGCCCGUCCGUAAUAACUGCGUCGUAGGCCCUCAACCCAAAAUGACGGGGUACAUUCUGCCUCUGCUGUCUGUGGUCGCCAUCGUGCCCGUGGCCGCAGGUUUCUUGCUGCCAAGUUUCCUCGAGUUUGGUCAAUGCUUCGCGUAUCCACCGGCUGCCGACUUCAACAUGACAAAGUUUACAGGUACGUGGUACACGGUACAGUGGGUGCCCAAUGAAUAUAUACCCAUCGUAGCCUGUACCAACGCUAACUACACGGUAGUUGAUGACCAUGUCGUGUGCAACGAGCGCGGCCUAGACGCCCAGGGGGAGAAAAGGUCCCGAGUCACGAAGCUCGACCUGCUCACGGACGACACAUCCACGUUCAGCGCUCGGGGCGAGGGCCUGCGCCCCACUGCCCCCAUGAACAUUAUCGCGACGGACUAUGACACGUAUGCGUGCGUGUACUCAUGCAUGAAAACGUUCGCCAUGAAGGCAGAGUUUGCGUGGAUAUUGAGCCGCCAUCCUCUGUUGGAUAAACCCUCCAUGGAGGCGUGCAUGGAGGCAUUCACGGAGCAGCACGAAUUUGAUCUCGGAAAACUAGAGUCCGUGGAGCAGGGAAAGACUUGUCCGUAUUGGUCGCACUUGGGACUGCCCGAGAAGACGCUCUUCCUCUACAGCAGCGUCAACGACAUCAGCCUCACCGAACAUGUCGGCAAAAAGUCGGCGCAGUGGCAGGGCAGGACGCCCGGACACCGCGGCCCCGUUUCUGCGUCGACUCUACCACGCUGCUCUCACCUCAGUGUUCUAAUUUCUGUCAUUAGCUUACUAUGUAUGCAUAGGUAACGAUUGAAUUUUGAUACGAGUUUUUGAGAUAGUCAGCCUAAUGAGGUAACUAUAUACGGAAACAAUCUUGACAUCGCAUUGAAACAAUCACCGGAAACAACCUUAAAGAGAAUCUAAUAAUGUUACAAUGAAUCUUUUCGCUGUUGAAGUUACUUCCUUUCAAAAUCGAUCUAAGAUCUGCUGUUGCAUGCAGUCAAUCAUUAAUUUAAAAAAUAAGUGUUUUUUUAUCUGUAAUCAGCAAUUUUGUUCAUCUUUCCGCGUUUGAAUCAUAAUUGUCACGUGGAAACGCUUAAUUUCUAUCCCGAUGGCAAUAUGAUGAUAACACCAAGCUGAGUGUAUAAUAUGUUCUGGGGGGGGGGGGGUGUA
Molecule: messenger RNA, 1396 nt
Organism: Hyalella azteca
Lineage: Eukaryota; Metazoa; Arthropoda; Malacostraca; Amphipoda; Hyalellidae
Product: crustacyanin-A2 subunit
Exons: 7
Coding region: 248-1030 (260 amino acids)
Molecular function (GO): pigment binding
Source: RefSeq, a predicted model, not a curated record